Molecule: messenger RNA, 1414 nt
Organism: Ochotona curzoniae (black-lipped pika)
Lineage: Eukaryota; Metazoa; Chordata; Mammalia; Lagomorpha; Ochotonidae
Gene: ING4
Product: inhibitor of growth family member 4
Exons: 8
Coding region: 53-802 (249 amino acids)
Biological process (GO): regulation of DNA-templated transcription; positive regulation of apoptotic process
Cellular component (GO): nucleus
Source: RefSeq, a predicted model, not a curated record
AGCCAAAAAUAGCUUCCGGAGCAAAUCGGAAGUUGCUUUGUUUUGCUCCAAGAUGGCUGCGGGGAUGUAUCUGGAACAUUAUCUGGACAGUAUUGAAAACCUGCCCUUUGAAUUGCAGAGAAACUUCCAGCUCAUGAGGGACCUAGACCAAAGAACAGAAGACCUGAAGGCCGAGAUUGACAAGCUGGCCACCGAGUACAUGAGCAGCGCCCGCAGCCUGAGCCCCGAGGAGAAACUGGCCCUUCUCAAACAGAUCCAGGAGGCCUACGGCAAGUGCAAGGAGUUCGGGGACGACAAAGUACAGCUGGCCAUGCAGACCUAUGAGAUGGUGGACAAACACAUCCGGCGCCUGGACACGGACCUAGCCCGUUUUGAGGCUGAUCUGAAAGAGAAGCAGAUUGAAUCAAGUGACUGUGACAGCUCUUCGAGCAAAGGCAAAAAGAAAGGUCGAACCCAGAAGGAGAAGAAGGCCGCCCGUGCUCGCUCCAAAGGGAAGAACUCGGAUGAGGAGGCCCCCAAGGCUGCCCAGAAGAAGCUAAAACUUGUGCGCACAAGUCCUGAGUAUGGGAUGCCCGCAGUGGCCUUUGGCAGUGUCCACCCCUCUGAUGUGUUGGAUAUGCCUGUGGAUCCCAACGAACCCACCUAUUGCCUUUGUCACCAGGUCUCCUAUGGAGAGAUGAUUGGUUGUGACAACCCUGAUUGUUCCAUUGAGUGGUUCCACUUUGCCUGUGUGGGGCUGACCACCAAGCCUCGGGGAAAAUGGUUUUGCCCACGUUGUUCGCAAGAACGGAAGAAGAAAUAGAUAAGGGCCUUGGAUUCCAGCAGUUUCUUCCAUGUCCCCUGACCUGGGCUCCUGGGCAAAGGCAUGCCUGUGUGGGGCCAGGGGUUCUGGGAGAAGUGGGUGGCCCAGGCUGUCAUCCCUUCCUCCCCCACUCUCUGCUCCCCACGCCGAGUGUCCUGGUUGCACCCAGCCACAGCAAGAGAGGUUGCCCCAGCCACUGGGGGGUGAGCUCUUUCUCGACCCUCCUCUCAGAGGGAAGCCAUCUUGCCCACUGUCCUUUGGCCUCUGUGCUGAUGUUGGUGCUGUAUUUCUGAAGGAAGGCCCACUUUGUUCCCCCUUGCUUUCUGUAUAUAAAGACUGGGCAGGAGCUUGGGGGUAGUUGCCAUAGCCUUCUUAAUUUCCCUUCCCCCCUUUGGUGGGGAUUGGGUAUGAUGAACUUGUUCUCCCUUUUCUUGCUCAUUUCUUCAUGGUGGGGGUACCCCACAUCAUACCUGCCUGGGCCCCAGUUGGCAGAGCACCCAUUCCUUUGUGCCAAGGGGAUUUAGCCUGGCCUUGUGGGGGAGGGUCAUGGUGGUUACAGACAGCAUCCGUGUGAAAGAAAUCCAGGUGGAUAAAUAAAAAACAUACACGCUG